UGUGGACACGAUAGCAUGGUUGAUUCGGUCCGUUAUGCCGUUGUGCACAACUUGGAUGCAACCACCCAUCGUGUUGAUUACUUCGAGGAGUUGCAGGUUUGGGCGUAAGCAAAUACAUUUUUCCUAUAGUAAAGUAUACAGGGUUUCUACUUUGCCCUCUAAAAUUUUGCAUCUUAGGGGUACAUAUGGAACCAUUCUGGUUGGAGACGAACUGUAAGACUGGUACUGCGCCGCCGUUAGUCUACUUUUUUUGG
Molecule: messenger RNA, 254 nt
Organism: Babjeviella inositovora NRRL Y-12698
Lineage: Eukaryota; Fungi; Ascomycota; Pichiomycetes; Serinales
Exons: 1
Coding region: 35-217 (60 amino acids)
Source: RefSeq, a predicted model, not a curated record